Galdieria sulphuraria is the source of this 1354-nucleotide messenger RNA. RefSeq names its product mannose-1-phosphate guanylyltransferase. Gene Ontology annotation, molecular function: transferase activity. Gene Ontology annotation, biological process: biosynthetic process. The record is from RefSeq and is a predicted model, not a curated record. The transcript is spliced from 3 exons. NCBI's taxonomy places the organism in Eukaryota, Rhodophyta, Bangiophyceae, Galdieriales, Galdieriaceae. Bases 45 to 1331 code for a protein of 428 amino acids. Gene Ontology annotation, cellular component: cytoplasm.
CUUUUCUUGGCGCCAUUCUUUAGUUAUUUAUCAUUUUAAUUUGGAUGGCGGAAGCACACAAUCUUUUAGACUUGCCUAAAACCAAAGCAGUUAUCUUAGUUGGAGGUGCUUCUAAAGGUACUCGAUUUCGUCCACUAUCACUUGAUCUCCCCAAACCACUGUUUCCACUGGGAGGUAAGCCUAUGAUAGAACAUCAUAUCGAAGCUUGUGCUCGUGUACCUGGAAUUAUGGAAGUGAUUUUGUUGGGAUUCUAUGAAGAGUCUUUAUUUACAAGUUUUUUGGAGUCUGUCAGUGAAAGGUUUGGUAUUCCUAUGCGUUAUUUAAGAGAGGCCAAGUCUUUGGGAACAGCUGGAGGUCUUAGUCGUUAUGGCAACGCUAUUCUUUCUGGAAACCCCAAGGCAGUUUUCGUUUUACACUGCGAUGUGGGUUGUUCAUUCCCUCUCAUCAAUCUCCUGCGAUUUCAUAUACAAAAAAGUCAGGAAUGUACGAUUCUUGGAAAGGUUGUGGAACCAGAAGAAGCUAGAAAAUACGGUUGUAUGGUGAAGGAUCCGAAUACUUUCGAAUUAUUGCACUAUGCGGAGAAACCUUCAUCCAUAGUAUCUGAACUCAUCAACUGCGGUGUCUAUGUGAUAUCUCCUUGGAUAUUGGAUUACAUCGGUCAGAUACGUACUAAAGGCUCACAAAGUCCCAACAGAGUCAGUUACUAUAUGGAUAGAGAAAACGAUAUCAUUCGAUUGGAACAAGAAGUGAUUAUGCCGUUGGCAGGUAAAGGCAAAAUAUUUGUAUACGAAAUGGAAGGAUUUUGGGCACAAGUUAAAGAACCCAAAGCUGCAUUGCAUUGCUCCGAGUUGUAUUUGGCAUAUUAUAAAGAACAUAAACCGGAAUUGUUGACCACUUCUACGACUUCCUUGAGAGCGCGAAUGGAUGGACUGCUAUUUAUGCGGAAUCAGAAGCCAACAGUUGGGUUACAGGAGACGAGACUGAAUAUUGUGGGAGCAGUCUACAUUCAUCCUUCAGCAAAAGUAGAAAGUAGUGCCAAGAUUGGACCCAAUGUGACCAUCGCUGCUGGAGUAGAGAUAGCUGCUGGUGCGAGGUUGAUGAAUUGUAUUAUAUUGGAAGACGUGAGUGUCAAAGAACAUGCAUUUAUCAGUCAUAGUAUUAUUGGUUGGGGUUCAGUUGUGGGUGCCUGGACUCGAGUACAAGGAACGCCGGAUAAUCCUACUAUAUUUGGAGCUGGAGUCGUCACUGAAGCAGAAAUUGUUGUUCGCAACUGUACAGUAUUGCCACACAAAGCACUCAACGAAAGUUGUCAUCAACAAAUUAUUCUUUAAUGAUUUACAUGUUGGUAUGAUGA